This is a messenger RNA of Suncus etruscus (white-toothed pygmy shrew), 1759 nucleotides long. It is a transcript of the gene P2RX2, whose product is annotated as purinergic receptor P2X 2. Gene Ontology annotation, cellular component: plasma membrane; nuclear inner membrane. Lineage: Eukaryota; Metazoa; Chordata; Mammalia; Eulipotyphla; Soricidae. The transcript has 12 exons. Gene Ontology annotation, biological process: response to ATP; monoatomic cation transmembrane transport. The record is from RefSeq and is a predicted model, not a curated record. Gene Ontology annotation, molecular function: ATP binding; purinergic nucleotide receptor activity; extracellularly ATP-gated monoatomic cation channel activity. The coding region runs from base 1 to 1722 and encodes 573 amino acids.
AUGUGGCUGGAGAGCAGUGUGUUCGCCACCCCUGUUCUAGACGCGGGCACGAGUGUCGCUGCGCGCCAGGCGGAUCCGCACCGGCUGCGAGAGCAGAUUGGGGGCGACCCCGACCCGCGCCGCCGCCUGCCCGGGGGGCCCGGCCUGGGACAGCAGCGGGGUGCCGGCGCGCGGCUCAGCCUCAGCCGGGGCAGUCCGGGGCGGGGCGGGGCGGGGCGGGGCGGCGGGGCCACACCCUCGCCGGUGCCGCGCGCGCGGGGUCCGCGUCGAGCCGGUCGGUCGGUCGGGCGAGCGGCAGGCGCGGCGAUGGCCCCGGAGCCCGAGCCCCGCGCGGCCUCGACCGCGGCGCUGGCCCUGGCCCGGCGGCUGGCCCGGGGGUGCUGGUCGGCCUUCUGGGACUACGAGACGCCCAAGGUGGUCGUGGUGCGCCACCGGCUCCUGGGCGCGGUGCACCGCGCGGUGCAGCUGCUCAUCCUGCUCUACUUCGUGUGGUACGUGUUCCUCGUGCAGAAGAGCUACCAGGACAGCGAGACGGGCCCCGAGAGCUCCGUCAUCACCAAGGUCAAGGGCAUCACCGCCUCGGAGCGCCGGGUGUGGGACGUGGAGGAGUUCGUGAAGCCCCCGGAGGGGGGCAGCGUGUUCAGCAUCAUCACCAGGAUCGAGGUCACCCGCGACCAGGCCCUGGGGACCUGCCCGGAGAGCGCGAGGGUCAGGAACGCCAGCUGCGACUCGGACGACGACUGCUUGGCCGGCGAGCUGGACAUGCUGGGCAACGGCGUGCGCACCGGGCGCUGCGUGCCCUACUACGACGGCGCCGCCAGGACCUGCGAGGUGUCCGGCUGGUGUCCGGUGGAAGACGGGGCCUCUGUCAGCCAGUUCCUGGGCAAGAUGGCCCCCAAUUUCACCAUCCUCAUCAAGAACAGCAUCCACUACCCCAAAUUCCAGUUCUCCAAGGGCAACCUCGAGACCCGCAGGGAUGGCUACCUGAAGCACUGCACCUUCCACGAGGCCUCUGACCUCUACUGCCCCAUCUUCAAGCUGGGUUUCAUCGUGGAGCAGGCGGGCGAGAACUUCACAGAGCUGGCACACACAGGUGGCGUCAUUGGAGUCAUCAUUAACUGGGACUGUGACCUGGACCUGCCGGCCGAAAAGUGCAACCCCAAGUACUCCUUCCGCAGACUUGACCCCAAGCAUGUGCCAGCUUCCUCCGGCUACAAUUUCAGGUUUGCGAAGUAUUAUCAGAUGAACAACCUCACCACCCGCACGCUCAUCAAGGCCUACGGGAUCCGCAUCGACGUGAUUGUGCACGGACAGGCAGGGAAAUUCAGUCUGAUUCCCACCAUCAUCAACCUGGCCACAGCACUGACCUCCAUUGGGGUGGGCUCCUUCCUCUGCGACUGGAUCUUACUAACGUUCAUGAACAAGAACAAGCUCUACAGCCACAAGAAGUUUGACAAGGUUUGUGCGCAGAAGCAUUCCGCAGGUAGCUGGCCCGUGACCCUGGCCCUGAUCUUGGGCCAGGCUCCUCCCCCACCCUGCCCCUGCUCCACAGAUCCAGGUCAGGCCCUGGCGGCUCUGCCCCCCCUGCCCAGCUCCACCUCUGCCCCAUCUGAGCAGAUGGCGGAUGCUCCUGAGCAGGGCGCAAGACCCAGGCUUUGUGCCUCUGAGUCUCUCCAUCUAGACUCCAUGGCCACGGACCCGCGAGGUUUGGCCCAGCUCUGAGCUUCGCCCUCAGCUCUCAACUGGCCAGUGGGAGGCU